AUGCUACCCUUGAACCCCUCAUACUAUCAACAACCACUCAUGACUCCCUCUUCGCCCGCGCACCACAGUCACCCGUACAUCUAUCACAAGCCAAGCAGUCUUGCGACCCGGACCUUGGUGACUGGCCAGAAGCCUGUCCAUGAGAAGCCAGUCAACCACUACGAGCACGCUGUUCAAGCCGCCGGUCAGAGCCAGCCGAAGAACGAGACAACUGGAGCUACUCCGACAGGCAACGCUGAUAGCCCCGGUCUUGGCCGUCAACAAAGCUGGAACAUGCAGGACCGCAAACGGGACCACCACACGUCAAUGCUCGCCGAUAAACCCAACGAGCACGGUUACUCGAGCACCAGCAAGUAG
Fulvia fulva is the source of this 357-nucleotide messenger RNA. RefSeq lists its product as uncharacterized. Bases 1 to 357 code for a protein of 118 amino acids. The transcript is spliced from 2 exons. Lineage: Eukaryota; Fungi; Ascomycota; Dothideomycetes; Mycosphaerellales; Mycosphaerellaceae. The record is from RefSeq and is a predicted model, not a curated record.